GGUACAGUUUGCAGAAAAGGUGGGAGCACUGACCACCGAUGGAUCCGCUGGAUUUCCUGGAGCCUGAGGAAUUGCUGCGCUUCUUCCAUUGCAAUAAACAGAAAUUUCUUGCAUGGAAAACCCGCAACAUCUUUCUCUGCAAGCUCAGGGAUUACAACCUGAUUCAGGAAGACAGUUUCAAGAAGGUGAGUCGCAAGAAGAAAAAGAAAACACGGAGCGGGGGCCUUUAUGAAAUCCUAGACUGGUUUGAGAGAGAGCGAUCACAGCACAUCAAGCUGUUGAAGUGUGCCUUCAAGGAAACUAUCCUGAGCUACAACCCCAAACUGCAAAUGCUGCGCAACAGCCUCAUGGACGGGUCUUUCCAUUUUGACACACAAUACCUGAAACAGUGGAAAUGGGAAGAAAGAGACAAAAGUGAAAGCACUGAAUGUUCAGAAGAUGAGGAGAAGGCAAGAAAACUCAGUGAAAAGAAGAGGAAGCAUAGACGCAAGAGCAUUUGUAAUGAGGAGGAUGAGCAGCCUGGUCCAUCAGGCCAUUCUACCCCGAGUAGGAAGAAGUUCAAGAAAAUAUGUUCUGACCCAGCUCCUCCCAUGAAGAAGGGAGCGAAGGAUGACAUUUGGACCUGGCCCCUUUAUAAGUCCCAGCUGCCAGUGAAAUGUGGAACAAAGGAGGGAACACUACAAAGAGACAAACUGGCUAAAGGAGAGAAAUGUAUUCUGGUUGAUAAGAAGUGGCUUACUCCAGGUGAAUUUGAGAGGUUUGCAGGGAAGAAGACCACGAAGAACUGGAAGCUGAGCAUUCAAUGGGAGCACCCCCUGGGAAAACUUAUAAAGGAAGGUCACCUGAAAUCAGUGAGCUACAAACGAGGAAAUAAAAAAGCCAAGAAAUCCUUGUUCCCACUUGGAGAUUUAACCACAGAGUCUGAGGGUGAAGAUGAAGAAAAAGAUGAAGAGGGUAACCUGGAAGACCAGAUUUCAUCAAGUGAUGAAUGUGUCACAGAUGAAGAAGAAGCAGAAGAACAGACCAUGUUGCAGCCAGAAGCCAGUCUUUCCAAAGCCAAAGUGUUCAAAGUUACAUGUGGCCGUUUAGCUGGGACAUUACACAAAAACGUUUUGCAUCAGGGACAGCUGGAAAGCAUUCGUACUGAGACAAGCUGGAUGACCCCAAUUGAGUUUUGCAAAGCAUCGUGUCUGACAAUGUCUGCUGGAAAGAAAGACAUCGUGUGGGAUGGAAAACCUCUCACUGUUCUCAUUGAGGCAAAGAUCUUGAAGAUCCAUUCACUUCUGUGUAACUGCCAAAUGUGUAAACCAGACCCUAAAGACCUGGAGAAUCAGAACAAUGAUGACGAGUGUUGCAUCUGUAAAACGGAAAAAGAACAAGAGCUGGUCGAGUGCGAUGAAUGCCCUCGAUCCUUCCACCUAAAGUGCCACCUGCCUCAUGUAGAUGACGCAGUUUUGAGCGAUGACAGUUCCUGGUGGUGCACAUUCUGCGUUUUUAGAACCAAUCACGUAUGCUAUGACAAGCUGGAAACGAAUGCAAUCAUGUUGCGCCAAAUAUCUCAACACAUGAUGCAAUGCCAGUAUCUCACCCUGUGUCUGCGCAGUGCUGAUGAGGAGCAAAUGUUUUCUACAAACCCAGCGCACUAUCUGAAAAACUACACUGCUUCUGUUAAGACGCCGAUGUGGCUGGGCAAAGUGACAGAGAAACUCCAGCACAAUCAGUACCAAACUAUUGGCGAGUUUGUUUCUGAUGUCCAACUCAUUUUCGCCAACUGUGCAACAUACAACCGGAAAAAUCCUGAAAUCCUUGCGAUCGGUGACCAACUGAAGCAGUUAUUUGACAGCGAAUUUAAGAAGGCUUUCAACAUCCAAGAAGAGUGACCUCAAAACAGCGUGAAUGUUUUAAACUCUUCAAAUCUGCGAAAAGGUUUUUAAAUAAUGACAUACACGUGUUACAGCUUUUUAGUAGAAUGUAAAUAAUGGUUAAAAAAAAAAAAACUGAAAUCACUGUUUAUCAAGAGAAUGCACAAUGUCAUUAAAUUCAAGCAUUAACAUACAUUUUGAAAAUGAACUACAGCAUACCAAGUGUUCGUGUACAGACAAAUAAUAGCAGAGCCAUUAUGGGAUAUUGCUCAUCAUAUCACAACACAUUACAGUACAAUAUUAAAUGGAGUCCUUCUAUUGGCUACUUUGUUUACAUAUAAAUGCUACACUGAAUUGCACACAAACAUAAAUGCCCACGAGUUUAUUGUAAUUAAUGAUUUUCUUCAGUGCACUAAGGACAAAAAGAGCUCUAGGUAUAUUUAAAAGUUAAGUUAAAAUAAACUGGGAUAAUUUUUGUAUGAACUUUUUUAAUGUUUACUUUGUUGCACACAUAAUUCAUAUCAGAUAUAUGAUUAAAACCUGAAUGUAUUAGUCCACAGAGGAUAACUAUGUCAUUACAGUUUAAUUAAUUUGCUGU
Molecule: messenger RNA, 2460 nt
Organism: Archocentrus centrarchus (flier cichlid)
Lineage: Eukaryota; Metazoa; Chordata; Actinopteri; Cichliformes; Cichlidae
Product: nuclear body protein SP140-like protein
Biological process (GO): regulation of transcription by RNA polymerase II
Cellular component (GO): nucleus
Molecular function (GO): DNA binding; protein binding; DNA-binding transcription factor activity, RNA polymerase II-specific
Source: RefSeq, a predicted model, not a curated record